CUUCCCAUCGCAUGAACGAGGCGACCGACAUCAAUAAACUCUGCGCUGCGGUUCCCGAUGACUUGGCGAAAAUCAUUACGGAAUAUCCAGAAAUUUUCCCGGGCGAUUUGCCAAGUGGCCUGCCACCUGAACGACCCCAGGACCACAAAAUUGAGCUGGAGCCCGGCGCGCAGCCUACUGUACGCACGCAAUGGCGCCUGACUCAGCCGGAGCUACAAGAGUUACGAAACGAGUUAGACUACCUGCUGGCGAAAGGGUUCAUUCGGCCGAGCACGUCAUCGUUCGCAGCACCGAUCCUGUUCACGCCAAAAAAGCACGGCGGAUUUCGCAUGUGUACGGAUUAUCGUGCCCUUAAUCGGGUAAUGAUAAAAUCGCGCUACCCAAUCCCACGCACGGACGAACUGAUCAACAUCCUUCGCGGAGGUCAUUACUUUUCGAAGAUCGACCUUCGUGGCAGUUACCAUCAAAUUCGGGUGUUCGCUGACGACUGCCACAAGACCGCGUUUCGUACUCGCUACGAGAGUUACGAAUACACGGUGAUGCCGUUUGGAUUAACGAACGCCCCCUCGACGUUCCAAAUCACCAUGAAUGGGGUGUUCCGUGAUUUACUCGACAAAUGCGUAAUAAUUUACCUGGACGACAUCCUGAUCUACAGCAAGACCCGGGAGCAGCAUUUAAAAGAUUUGGACGCGGUUUUUCAGCGGUUGCAGCAGCAUCGUCUCAUCACCAAGGGCUCCAAGUGCGAGUUUUUAAAACAAGAACUGGAGUUCCUAGGGCAUGUGAUCUCCACGGAGGGGAUCCGGAUAGACCCGAAAAAACUCGGGGCUAUUCAGGAAUGGAAACCACCAACGAAUCUGCAGCAGCUGCAAUCAUUUUUGGGUUUCGUGAAUUACGUCAGGCGGUUUAUACCCAACAUGGUGGGGUUAAUUGGACCUCUAACCGACCUACUGCAGAAGGGGAAUUUUUACGAGUGGGGGGAGAAGCAGCAAGCUGCGUUCAAGGCAUUAAAAAACAUUAUAAUGUCUCCACCGGUACUUCGCAUCGCUGACCCAGAACGGCCCUUCGAAGUCAUCACCGACGCAAGUGACAUCGCCAUCAGAGUAGUGCUCAUUUACGAAGCGGGACUGAUCGAAUUUUGGGUCCUAAGUUAUCGUUUACUUCGCGAAUUACUAAUUCAAGAAGUCAACGAUUCGAAUUUAUCGGGACAUUUCGGGGUUGACAAAACUUUGAAGGCGUUGCAGCGGUUUUAUUACUGGCCAGAUAUGGUGACGGUCGUGCAGCGUUACGUGGCCGCGUGUCUGAUCUGCCAGCGAAUGAAGUCAUCACACCAGCGACCUACAGGACUGUUGCAGCCCCUCGAGCCACCUCAACGCCCAUGGCAACACGUAACGAUGGAUUUCGUUAUAGGACUACCGGCCGGACCCAGCGGAAACGACGCGGUUUUGGUUGUCGUCGACCGAUUGACGAAAAUGACGCAUUUCGCACCAUGUCAUACAACCAUCACAGCCGAAGAAACAGCGCGCCUGUUCAUCUCGACCGUUGUUCGUCUACACGGGAUACCAGCAGCAAUCAUUAGCGAUCGAGAUCCGAAGUUCACGUCAAAAUUCUGGCAGGACACGUGGGCUCGGUACGGCACGCAUCUACAGUUCUCAUCCGCUUAUCAUCCCCAAACGGACGGCCAGACGGAAAGGACGAAUCAAACGAUGGAGCUGCUCAUUCGGACAAACUGCCCCGACUGAAAACAAUGGGAGGACAGGCCUCGAUUUCCUUCGUCGUGCACAUGCCGCUCCUGUGUACUCGAACCCCCUCCCAUCUCUCAGCAGUGAAGAGUGGGAGCGCAAUCAGGACGAUGUGACUGAGCUGGUUGACUCGCCAUCCAAGGCCCCGCCUGCCACUCGUCCCGCCACGACAACCCCAGCUGCCACUCGUCCCGCCACAUCAACCCCAGCUGCCACUCGUCCCGCCACAUCAACCCCUGCUGCUACUCCUCCCGCCACGACUACAUCGGUCGCCGUGACGUCGAAAAAGAGGCGCCGCUAUGAGCAAUCACACCUGCCAUUUGCACCGCCUCCUCCUAAGCCCCCCACUCCGCCA
Messenger RNA from Closterium sp. NIES-67, 2094 nucleotides. The record is from the annotation of a GenBank genome assembly. NCBI's taxonomy places the organism in Eukaryota, Viridiplantae, Streptophyta, Zygnematophyceae, Desmidiales, Closteriaceae.